UUCUUCCCUCUCUUUUCGGCCUGUUACUAGACAGUCACAUACGUUUGCUUACUACACAUGUGAAUAGAUAGUGAAUAACUGACACUCUUUCCCAUUCAUCUGUCGGCGCUUCUCUCUCUCUCUCCCGUGACACCUCCCUCCAAUUUUAUCAUAUAAAAACUACCCCAACACUCUUCACAAACCACCACCACCACGAUGAACCCCAUUUCUCUUCUUUUAAUCACUCUGCUUUCUCAAUUCCCAUUCUUGAUUCAAUCAAGCUACCAUGAAUACCGAGAAGCAUUAUCUAAAUCCAUUCUGUUCUUUGAAGGCCAAAGGUCUGGUUACUUACCACAAGACCAGCGCAUUACUUGGCGAGCUAAUUCAGGCCUCAGUGACGGCUGGCCUUAUAAUACUGACUUAACCGGUGGCUACUAUGAUGCUGGUGAUAAUGUCAAGUUCGGGUUCCCAAUGGCAUUUACUACUACAAUGUUAUCUUGGAGUGUCAUUGAGUUUGGUGGGCUAAUGCCCCCAAAUGAAUUGAGAAACACUUUGGUUGCUAUUCGUUGGUCCACUGAUUAUUUGCUCAAGACUGUUUCUCAGCCUAACCGGAUUUUUGUUCAGGUAGGGGAUCCAAAUGGAGACCACAAUUGUUGGGAGAGACCAGAAGAUAUGGAUACUCCUAGGACAGUCUAUGCAGUGGAUGCACCUAAUCCAGCAUCCGAUGUUGCCGGUGAGACUGCAGCAGCUUUGGCAGCUUCAUCCAUGGCGUUUCGAUCAUCGGACCCAGGAUAUGCUGACACCUUGUUAAGAAAUGCCAUUAAAGCCUUUCAAUAUGCUGACAAUUAUAGAGGAGCUUAUAGUGACAACUCUAACAUCAGAGAUGGUGCCUGCCCAUUUUAUUGUGAUUUUGACGGAUAUCAAGAUGAAUUGCUAUGGGGUGCAGCUUGGCUUAGGAGGGCAUCUUAUGAUGAUACUUACCUUAGUUAUAUACAAAACAAUGGCAAAACCCUUGGUGCUGAUGACAAUAUUAACGAAUUUGGCUGGGACAACAAGCAUGCUGGCCUCAAUGUUCUCGUCUCUAAGGAGGUCCUAGAGGGAAAUAUGUACUCCCUGGAAUCGUACAAGGCAUCAGCAGAUAGCUUCAUGUGCACUCUUGUCCCUGAAUCAUCCUCCUCCCACAUAGAGUACACCCCUGGUGGCCUCAUUUACAAGCCCGGAGGCAGCAACUUGCAACACGCAACAACAAUCUCGUUUCUGCUACUUGUUUAUGCAAAUUACUUAGAACGAACAUCUCAAUCGGUCAACUGCGGCAACAUAAAUGUCAGUCCAUAUUCCCUUCGCCAACGGGCUAAGAAGCAAGUUGAUUACAUAUUAGGGGAUAAUCCUUUGGGACUAUCUUACAUGGUUGGAUAUAGUAACAAUUACCCACAACGUAUUCAUCACCGGGGCUCUUCGCUGCCGUCCAUUAAGGAUCACCCUCAAUUUAUAGCCUGCAAAGAAGGCUCCAUUUACUUCAAUUCUACAAAUCCUAACCCUAAUGUGCUUGUUGGGGCACUUGUGGGUGGACCCAGUGAAGAUGACUCGUACGGGGAUGAUCGAGCUGAUUAUAAGAAGUCCGAGCCAACCACGUACAUUAAUGCACCAUUUGUGGGUGUGCUCGCUUAUUUUGCUGCUAACCCUAAUUUCAGCUGAAAACAUGGCAUUAAUUGCAUAGGUCAUUUGUCUUUUUUUUCUUUUAUUGUACAUGGCAGUUCAAAGUAGGAAAAAGAAUGUCUCUCAUCUUGGCAAAAGUGAAGAGGGUAGAGGCUUGUUAUAGGUGCUGAAUUUGAGGAAUUGGAUCACAAAAUCUCAUUGUUAAUUUCUGAAAAAAGGAAAUGAGAUCCCCAUGUGUAUCUUCAAAUUUGAUUAAAGGAAAUAUGAAAAUUUCCAUUUUCUUUUCAGAA
Molecule: messenger RNA, 1925 nt
Organism: Ricinus communis (castor bean)
Lineage: Eukaryota; Viridiplantae; Streptophyta; Magnoliopsida; Malpighiales; Euphorbiaceae
Product: endoglucanase 24
Exons: 4
Coding region: 196-1674 (492 amino acids)
Biological process (GO): carbohydrate metabolic process
Molecular function (GO): hydrolase activity, hydrolyzing O-glycosyl compounds
Source: RefSeq, a predicted model, not a curated record